Messenger RNA from Cydia fagiglandana, 4428 nucleotides. RefSeq names its product protein unc-119 homolog (gene unc-119). The record is from RefSeq and is a predicted model, not a curated record. Gene Ontology annotation, cellular component: cilium. Gene Ontology annotation, biological process: nervous system development; cilium assembly; lipoprotein transport. Gene Ontology annotation, molecular function: lipid binding. The transcript has 3 exons. The coding region runs from base 206 to 850 and encodes 214 amino acids. NCBI's taxonomy places the organism in Eukaryota, Metazoa, Arthropoda, Insecta, Lepidoptera, Tortricidae.
GUGCGUCGAUAGUGACGUACGUGUGGUGUGUGGUGAGCAAACAAUUUUUUUCUCACGCGGAGAGCUGCAUGUUGCUCGAGUGCUAAUCUAAUUCCAAAGAAAAUGCACUGAUACAUUUACAUACGUUGGCCUUUUAAUUAAAUUACUUACUGUGCCUAUACCCUUUGAGAUACUUUCGUCAUUGAAAGACUCGACGGUUACCAAAAUGAGUUUAGUAGGAAAAAAGUGCGAAUCAAUAACCCUAUUGGAAUCGAAUACAGAAGACGUAAUACCCAGUGAUAUUACUCCUGAAGAUGUUUUGAGGCUGGAUAGAAUCACUGACACAUAUCUGUGCAGCCCUGAGGCUAAUGUAUACGAUAUAGAUUUUACGAGAUUUAAGAUCCGUGAUCUAGAGAGUGGGACAGUGUUGUUCGAGAUAGCGAAACCGCCGACGGACUUCGGUGUGGACAGCGAGGGCGCCGAGGACGCUCCAGAGGAGCCCUUGGACCCGAAUGCGGGCAGAUUCGUGCGAUAUCAGUUCACCCCGCAAUUUUUAAAGUUGAAGACUGUUGGGGCUACUGUGGAGUUCACGGUGGGUUCGCGUCCUGUCAACCACUUCAGAAUGAUCGAGAAGCACUUCUUCAGAGACACCCUGCUGAAGACCUUUGACUUUGAGUUUGGAUUCUGCAUUCCAUUCUCCAGGAACACUUGUGAACACAUAUAUGAGUUUCCUACGCUGCCACCAGAUCUAGUUGAAGAGAUGAUUGCAGCACCAUUUGAGACAUGCUCGGACAGCUUCUACUUUGUGGACAACCAGCUGGUCAUGCAUAACAAGGCUGAUUACGCCUACAAUGGAGGUAUCAACAACUAAAGGUGCACUGUAACAGACCAUAUUUUAAAUGGGUGGCCACUUGGCCAGUACCUCUGGGUGGCCACUUGGCCAGUAACUAUGGGUGGCCACUUGGCCAGUAAGUAACUAUGGAGUAUACAGUGUCAUGCUUUAGCACAAGGGUGGACAAACAGUCGCUCACAAGCUUAAGGAAGUUUUGUAGGGUUCUUUAUCAAAAAAGGUAAAAAGGAACCCUUAUUGAGUGAUUCUGUCCGCCUGUAACAUGGCUGAAUAACUCGGCAACUACUUAUGCUAUCAUUUUGAAAGUGGGAAUAGUUAUUAGGCUAACCCAGACGCAUUGAAACUGUAUUUUAUUUUUAUUUUAAGGUGCAAUGACUGUCCUUAUGGAGCCCCAAAUAUUAGCAUUUAACCUUUUUAUUAUUUAAUCUUCAAGAUUUAUUGAAACAACCCUUGUACUAAAAUAUAGUAAGAUGCCCAUAGUUACUUAUAGUUACGUGUGCCGUAAUACAACACAAUUAUUGCAAAAACAUUCAAAUGUUCGUGAUUACACAAACUUUUAAUGAUUGGCACUAAACUUUUUAAAGCAUUGGAUUUUGUCCAAGACACAUAAUUUGCAAUUAAUAUUUUGAUAUUCCGGUAUAGAAUACAAGGAAUAUUUUUCUCACAUUCACUAUGGGUAACAAAUGAUCUCAAAAUUUGUAUUUAUUUGUUUAUUAUUAUCAUAUAGUGCUCUAAGCAUUUAUUGGUUACAUAUUUAAGAACUGAAUAAAAACAUCUUAAUCAUUUCAACAUUAAUGUGUUCAAAGGUUUUAAAAUGCAUAUACAAAGUUGAAAUUUAUAAAACUAUUAUUUCUUGUACUUACAAAUACACCAUGCUCACGAGUCGUGACAAAUAGAUCAUUAAUAGAAACUAAACAUGUAUGUUUAUACUAUUCCGAACUGUAAGAAGUGUUUUGAAAUUUUAUUUGAAAUUACAUUUGCGCCUAGCAUUUAUAAUAUUAUAAUGGAUUUUUAAUAAGUUAUCACUAGAGCACCCAAUGUUUGAUGUUCACUGAAUUUUUGUAUUUUAUUUAUAUUAAAAUGACAUAACUAUUGAAUGAGUGACUUUGUUCUAGAUCUUAUAAUGUUACUAUAUAGUGUCCUUAUUAUAAAAGGCGUGAUAUGUAUUGAAAAGGAUUAGAAUUUAUGUAUAUAAUUCACUGGAAAGUGUGGUUAGAGUACAGUUGCAGUGGGAUUAUUCUAUUUCUCUAAAUGUAGCUUUUUUAUUAAUAUAUGUACUAUUAUUUUUACAUGUUUUAAUUUGUUCAUGAUUCAUAAGCCCACGUUUUGUAAUAAUUAAUAAUUAACCAUAAUUUAAUCAUAUUUUAGAAAUAGUUACAAAUACGUAAAUUGGGAGCAGAUUAGAAAAAAAGAGAUUGUUUUUGACUUAAGGGGCUUGAAUGGCUAAACACUUAAGUCUAGAGAAAAAGAAUAUUACCACUAUACUAUUAGAUGUUAAAGUGUGUGCUUAGCCAGUUAUAUCUAGUCAUUAUAGUAAGUCCAGAUUGAAUAUAGGUACCGAAAACUAAAAUGCAAAGAGAUGCGAAGAACCAGAAGGAUAAACAAUAUGUUAAUAACUACAGGGACUGAGAAUUAGAAAAGGGUAUUUACAUAUAAAAAAGAGUGUAUAUCUAUGGCAUCACUUGUUAUUUAAAACGAAAAAUAUGUAUGUACUUAAAAGCUAACUGUAGGAAGUGUGUAGGAAUGAAGAAUUUGGUGAUUACAACAUAAAUGCUCAUUUCUAAUGGCGUUCUGAAUUAUAAUUUUGUAAAAUAUAUAAAUUACCAUUUAUGACAGUUAUAAUUCAGUGGUAGUUCUUUCUUGUACGACAAUAUCUGGAAAAUUAAGGUCUCUAAAAUGUUUACUAUAGCCGGUCAAACAACUUCGUCAGUAGGAAAAGGCGCUAAAUUCAAUUUUUUUCUAAGGGGCUAUUCGUGCCCGUAGUUUUUAAAUUUGCCGCUUUAUUCUAUUGACGGAAAUGGCUUGACAGACUUUAAAUAUCUACAUGACAUAAUCAUUAAGGCCAUUCCACUAACCCGGGAUUAACCGGUUAAACCUGGCAUUACCAUGAUUACCAGUACAAUUUGACACUAGGUUAACGGUUUAACCGCUGAAUUCCGGGUUAGUGGAAUGGUGCAAGUGGGCCUAAAGAAUUUUAUUGUGAACCAUAAUUAUUUGGUUAUAGUACUUAUAGUGACCCUCUGUUCCUAAUUUUGAUUCUAAAUUAAAAUGCACAAUCUUACAAUUUGAUGUAAGCAAAUUCGAUAAUAAUUAAAAUUAAAAAGGAAUUAAAUGAAAAAUCCCAAAAUAUUGUCUCCUUUUAUGCCGUCCAACAUUGUUUACAAGCUUACUUGCUGACAUAAUAAAAUGUUAAAAGGUAAAAUGUGUUCAUUCCAUGUAAAUUUGGGAUAAAUUCAAAAUUGGAUAUAAUUUUGAAAGAGCCUUAUCAGCCGUUAUUUCCUUAACUCCAUUGCCACACGUUUAUUGUAUUCGGAUAACGAACGAACGGCGGUCCUACUUAAUAAUGAUGUACUUAUAUCAAAAUUACAAUAAUAAAUUGAUGCUGUAUUUUUUUUACAGUACAUAUGGGGUACCUGUACCGCACUAGUGCGAUAAUGAGCUUUAGCACAUUACGCAACUAUGUCGAAAAUUUAAAGGGUCAUAUUCAUAUGUACUGUAAAACGUUGUACGGUUUACGUGUGAAUAGGUAAUUCACAACUCGUGUCGAUUCGCUCGCCCUUCGGUGUUUUAAUUAUCGCCACUCGUUUCGAAUUUCCUUUAAUUUCGCACUUUUAUCGUAAUAUUAAUUAGGUAGGAGCAAAGGAGCAACGAUUACCUGCCUGGGUCCCCAUUUUGUCCCGUGGGUGUCGUAUAAGGCGACUAAGGGAAAACUGGCGACAGAUAUGCAUAUGAGCAAGGCUCGCCCGUAUCCUUAGCGGGGUCCUUGCUCACAAGAGCUAUGCGCGCGCCACAUAAAAAAAAACCUGCCUGGGUGGGAAAUUGAGAAUGCAACGAGUGUAAAAACAUUUGAGAUUAACAGGGAGGCAUUUUCAAAAGUGAUAGUUUGAGAUUGUACAAAGCGUAUCUUGAAAUAUGAAAUAAAUCCUCAAAAAUGUGCAAAACUUAAAUCCUAUGAGAAUAAGCCAGCCAUACAUACUCGUAUAUAGGUAACAAAAAAUAAGUAUGGGAUUUCCCGCUUAUUUUUAUUUAAAUUUAUUCUUGAAUGCAUUAUGUUAUGUGUGUGACUUUUAUAACAAUUGUAAAUGAGUGGAAUUCGUUAGAAACUAUAUUUUGGUGUCUAGAAACACUCGCUGCGCUCACGAUAAUAUUCUCGCCCGGGUCCAAAAAAUUAUUUGUUGCUUCAUGAAAAAUGACUAUACCUACAGAUUUUUUGUAACCAAAUUGGGUCACGAUAACCUGAAAAGCUUUACUAUUUAGAAAUGACAGAAAUGCAUUGAUGCGUUUGACCUUUUAGUUCCAUAUACUUAUAUUAAAUGUGUUUGUACCAUGUCACUGGCAUCACCUCACUAGUUUUGUCGAAAAUAAAUCGUUUGAAAACA